AUUGAAUAGAGACGAUUUCAAGUCUCCAUUUUGUGAGUCUUGCACGGUUUAAGUGGAUCUGAUGAUUCUAAAUCUCUGAAUAUCUGUAUUUUUUUUAAACCAAUCACGAAUCAGUCAGAUUUGAAUAGUUUUAAAAAAUACUUUUCAGUUAGAAAUUUUUAAUAUGGAAAAGCGAACAAAAAUAAGUUUAUGUAUUACGAUUAGCGGAGUGGUCGUUCUUAUUUUAGGAGUUCUUUUGGGAUGGGUCGUAUUACCAUUUGUUAUAAAACUUAUGAUCGAUAAGGAAGCCAAAUUGACAAAUGGUUCAAUGAUCUACGACAAAUGGGUGGAUAUUCCUCUGCCCGUAAAUAUGCACGUGUAUGUUUGGCGUGUCGUAAAUAUUAAUGAUUACGUUGGGUCGAACUGGACUACGAAACUAGUUAUGGAAGAGGUCGGACCCUACGUGUACAGCGAAAAGCGUGUAAAAUAUGACAUAACAGCCCACCCGGAUCGGGACACGCUCUCUUACAGACAGAACGUUACGUACACAUUUGUCCCAGAAUUGUCCGUUGGACCAGAAACGGAUGCGAUCGACAUUUUAAAUGCUCCUUUGAUUGCAGUGGCCACAAUUUUGCUCACGAUCCCCGAGAAAUAUCUUCCCCUGCCGCACCGAUCUUUCAUCGAGAUCUUGAUGGGACCGUUAAGUGGGGAAAAGUUUAUCAGGAAAGGGGUCACAGUUCACGACAUCCUUUUCGGCGUGAGGCUCAACUUCAUCUACGACAUUGUUCUCAACCUGGUGGAAUUAAUUCUUGGUGACUACAUCACGCUUCCCCCCGAGUUGCAGAACGUUGGGGGACGAGGAUGGCAGUUUGGACCUUUCGUGAAUAAAAAUGGAACGAAUGCUGACGGACUUUGGGAGAUUUACAGCGGGGUGAAAGACAACAGCAGGAUCAACCAGAUUCGAUCGGUGAAUGGCAACGAGACCAUCGGGCAAUACUGGAACACGCCGGAAUGCAAUAAAGUGAAAGGUUGCGAUGGCAUGUUUUUUCCUCCGUAUGUCAAAAAAACGGACAGAUUAUACGUCUAUGCGACGGAAGCGUGCAGAUCGGCCUGGGCAGCAUACCAACAUGAAUCUGAGUUCAUGGGGGUUCCCACGCUUCGAUUUUCUGCAACGAGAGAACUAUUCGCACAUCCGGAUGAAUUUCCAGAAAACGCGUGUUACUGCGUCCCACCAAGACCACCGUUAGAUCCGGCCUGCGCCCCCACAGGGGUUGUGAGAUUGAGGAGUUGCAAAACUGGUGCGCCCGUGGUUGUGUCAAAACCUCACUUUCUUGACGCCGAGGAAUUUAUAAUUAAUGGAGUUGCUGGUAUGAAGCCUGACAAGGAAAAGCACGACACAUAUUUGGAUAUCGAACCAACCCUUGGCGUCCCUUUGAGAGGAGUUCGACGAGUUCAAGUAAAUGUCGAAACUCAACCGUUUCAAACGAUGGGAGAGAUGUUUAAAACGCUCCCAUUUAGUUAUAUCCCCAUCUGCUGGGCAGGCGAGGGCGCUGAAAUGAAUGAUGAGCUUUACGAUCUGUUGAACUCCAUGUACUUGACGCCUCUAAAAAUAGCCAAGAUUGGCCGAUGGACCGCUGUGGGGUUAGGAAUCGUAGGGACGCUGGGAGGAGGAGCCGCUCUAGGAUAUUUUACAUGGUGGUUGAAGCGAUAAGUACAAAUUGAGAUAAGUGAGAUUUACAUAAGUGUGAUUGUGACUUCUUACUGUGGAAAUAUAUGCAUAAUAAUUCUGACAUAUUUAAAUUAUGCAUAUUUUUACUAAUUGUCAAGAUUCUGCUGCAUAUUUAUACUGAAUUAUUAAGAAAAUACAUAUCUAUUUUUCAAAAUAA
Molecule: messenger RNA, 1865 nt
Organism: Folsomia candida
Lineage: Eukaryota; Metazoa; Arthropoda; Collembola; Entomobryomorpha; Isotomidae
Product: lysosome membrane protein 2
Exons: 9
Coding region: 164-1690 (508 amino acids)
Cellular component (GO): cytoplasm; membrane
Molecular function (GO): scavenger receptor activity
Source: RefSeq, a predicted model, not a curated record